This is a messenger RNA of Scophthalmus maximus (turbot), 3159 nucleotides long. It is a transcript of the gene fbxw11a, whose product is annotated as F-box and WD repeat domain containing 11a. The record is from RefSeq and is a predicted model, not a curated record. The transcript has 13 exons. Gene Ontology annotation, molecular function: protein dimerization activity. The coding region runs from base 212 to 1744 and encodes 510 amino acids. Lineage: Eukaryota; Metazoa; Chordata; Actinopteri; Pleuronectiformes; Scophthalmidae.
AGCUUGAGUAUUUGGUGUUCAAAUUGGUGAUCAGCGGGGAAAUUAGAGGGUUGAUGUACAGUCGUCGGCCGAAGACAGCCGAGGGUUCUCGGUGUAGCGUUCACUGCGGUGACGCUGCGCCACUUUAACUGGGCCCUGUCUGAUACUUAGCCAUCCAGCUAACACUGGCUGGAAGUCGACGAACCACGCAGAAUUACGGAACACAUCAGGGAUGGAGUCACAGAACCUUGUGGACGAUCUGUCGCCAAAGAAGACCACAGUCCUCAAGCAUAGUAAUGGUCCUGUUGUGGGGUCACGCAAGCGUCCAUCAGAGGGAAACUAUGAGAAGGACAAAGAACACUGCAUCGCACUGUUUGACCAAUGGUCAGAGGCCGACCAGGUGGAGUUCGUCGAGCGCCUGAUCUCCCGUAUGUGCCACUAUCAGCACGGCCACAUAAACUCCUACCUCAAACCCAUGCUGCAGAGGGACUUCAUCACUGCGCUGCCAGCCCAAGGCUUGGAUCACAUAGCGGAGAACAUCCUGUCUUUCCUGGAUGCACGCUCGCUGUGCUCGGCGGAGCUGGUGUGCAAGGAGUGGCAGAGGGUCAUCUCUGAGGGCAUGCUGUGGAAGAAGCUCAUUGAACGCAUGGUCCGCACUGACCCGCUCUGGAAAGGCCUGUCUGAGAGACACCAGUGGGAGAAAUACCUGUUCAAGAUUCGCACAUCAGAAGUCCCACCCAACUCCUACUAUCACUCCCUUUAUCCCAAGAUCAUUCAAGACAUAGAGACUAUUGAGGCCAAUUGGCGAUGUGGCCGACACAACUUGCAGAGGAUUCAGUGUCGCUCAGAAAACAGUAAAGGGGUUUACUGUCUUCAGUAUGACGAUGACAAGAUCAUCAGUGGCCUUAGGGACAAUUCCAUCAAGAUCUGGGAUAAGCAGUCUCUGGAGUGCCUGAAGAUACUGACCGGCCACACAGGCUCAGUGUUGUGUCUGCAGUAUGAUGAGAGGGUCAUCGUCACCGGGUCUUCUGACUCAACUGUCAGGGUGUGGGAGGUAAUGACGGGUGAGGUACUUAACACACUGAUCCACCACAACGAGGCAGUUCUUCACCUGCGCUUCGCCAACGGCCUGAUGGUCACCUGCUCAAAGGACCGUUCAAUUGCAGUUUGGGACAUGGCCUCACCCACUGACAUCAGCCUACGUCGGGUCCUGGUGGGACACAGGGCCGCUGUCAACGUGGUUGAUUUUGACGAUAAAUACAUUGUGUCCGCAUCGGGGGACCGCACCAUCAAGGUAUGGAGCACCAGCACCUGUGAGUUUGUUCGCACUCUAAAUGGUCACAAGCGAGGUAUUGCCUGUCUACAAUACAGGGAUCGUCUCGUGGUCAGUGGCUCAUCUGACAACACAAUCCGGUUAUGGGACAUAGAAUGUGGGGCAUGUUUGCGAGUGCUGGAAGGUCAUGAGGAACUGGUGCGCUGCAUUCGUUUCGACAACAAGAGGAUUGUCAGCGGCGCCUACGACGGUAAGAUCAAGGUGUGGGACCUGCAGGCAGCCCUUGACCCACGAGCCCCCGCCAGCACAUUAUGUCUGCGCACUCUAGUGGAGCACUCUGGCCGAGUGUUCCGUCUCCAGUUUGAUGAGUUUCAGAUCAUCAGCAGUUCUCACGACGACACCAUUUUGAUCUGGGACUUCUUGAACGUCUCAACCAACGGGCAGUCAGAGGGACGGUCUCCCUCCCGCACCUACACUUACAUUUCUAGAUAGCAGGUGGCGCCGCCCACCGCACCCUUCCUUGGAGGAGCCCAGGGCUGAUUAGCUGAUGGAUGCAUCCAUCAUGGAAAGGAGCCCAUCUCUUCUCUUUCCUCCUCGUCAUCUCUCUGUCCACAUCCCACCCUGACCCCGCCACCUCCUCCUCCCCCUGCCCGUUCUGACAGACUCUCAAGCUUGUGCCCUUUGCCUGCCAGUACCGUGACAUGUACACACAGACACGCACAUACACACAGGUCAACACUGAUGAGGAUGCCCUACUACAGAACCAAUGCAACCCUCCCAAGAAGUUCACCUUCUGCUGUUAAUUUAUGUUUUGUAAAGUACACUAAUGGCAGUAUUAACUUAGAUCUUAUAUAAGUCACAGGCUCCCUUUUCUCCCUUUUGAUAGAAACUUCAAGCAGCUUCUGCUCCUCAGUUUUCAAUCCCUGCCAAACAGGCUCCCACAGAUAUGGAAUCGCUUAUAGAUAUAUAUUUAUAUAUACAUAUAUAUUACACUCACAGACACACACACACACACACACACACACACACACACACACACACACACACACACACACACACACACACACACACACACACACACACACACACACACACACACACACACACACACACACACACACACACACACACACACACACACACACACACACACACACUGGCACAGUUGGACAGAGGAUGACCGGAGCUGUGAUGCGGGAGACAGAGACUCUUUACUCAGCUCUACAAAAGGAGGGAAGGAUGGGUGACGGAGAGAGUGAACGAGGGAGAAAAGGUGUCAGGAUUGACUUCCUGGCUCCCUCUCACUCCCUCUCACUCCUCCCUGUCUUUCUCAAACCCCCCACCCCCGACCCCGCCCCCUCCCUUCGCUCCAUCCGCUCGAACACCCAGAGAUGCACACUUGCUUGGAAUACGGGGCACGCACACUCAAAUUCGAGUGCGUUUGUGGACUUAUGUGAAACGGCAGAACAGGGCAGAAGCGUCAAACAAACAGACAUGCAUGUGAGGUUGCCUUGGAUACAGCAUCCCGGCACGCCUCUGCUUUUUUUUUUCUCUAACUCUUACUUUCUUACUGUUUUUUAUUACUGUUAUUUUCUAAUUUUAUUUGAGUAUUUUGGUUCUUAGUACCAACAUCAUACUAAGCGUAGUCCUCUUUCUCUUUCCCUCUCUCUUACUGUCUUUUUCCUCAUUCUUUCUUCUAACUUUGACCCUUGUUCAUCUGUCCCUUUCACUCCAUCUUUCUCUCCCCCCAUCAUCUACGUGCUUGCUUUGGUUAUGAGAGAAGCUGGAACUCAAGAGCUCAAAUUUAGCUGUAAACGGAGUUGUCUUGUCAAAAAUUGUGUUGUAUAUUAAAAAUGAUUUUUUAAAGAAGAAAAUGACCUUAUUGUGAAUAAAGUACUUGGCAGUGA